CCCCCCUCGAAACCGAGAUAGCGGUGCUGUUCCGUCUAUUUUUGGCAUGUCAGCCGAACAGCUGCAGGAUAGGGAGAGGAGAUGGCGGCAGCACAUCUUCAGGGCUAUGACGAUGACGAUAAGAUCAUCGGUGGGUACGAGUGCCCGGCCCACUCGCAGCCUUGGCAAGUCUUUCUAACGUACGGAGCUGGUUACCGGUGGUGUGGAGGCUCCCUGAUUAACGAGCGCUGGGUCAUCUCUGCUGCUCAUUGCUACAAGAACCCCCUCACUCUCGUCGCGCACCUUGGCGAGCACGACACCGCCAGCGAGGAAGGGACUGAGCAGCACAUCCAGGUGGAAAAGGCCAUCCCCUACCCCAAGUACAACGCGCGCACCACCGACAACGACUUCAUGCUGAUCAAGCUGGCGGAACCAGUCCGUUUCAACGCCUUCGUGCAGCCCAUUAAGAUCUCUCAAAGCUGCCCCGUGGCGGGCGCCAACUGUCUCGUCUCCGGCUGGGGGAACGUCCUGACAACUGGCGUUGAGUACCCAGACAAGCUCCAGUGCCUAGAUGUGCCUAUCCUGUCAUCCUCCACCUGCAAGACCGCCUAUCCUGGCCGCAUCACUUCUAACAUGUUCUGUGCCGGAUACACUGAAGGAGGCAAAGAUUCUUGCCAGGGAGACUCUGGCGGGCCGCUGGUGUGCAAUGGGGAACUGACUGGUGUCGUAUCUUGGGGAUUCGGAUGUGCCCAGAAAAACUACCCUGGUGUGUAUGCUACAGUAUGCAAUUACAAAGCCUGGAUAGAAGAAAUCCUUGCAAACAACUGAGAUACCUUUGAAGAUUCACUCCAUGGGGGAAAAGAUCCCCCUUCCGGGAGAGAUGUCAUAAUUGAUGGACUAUGAAAAAAGAUCCAACUUUCUGUUUAAAAUAAAAGGGGAGACAGUUACCAGCAAAGAUGGUGGGCAUAUCAACAGCACAGACUGAAACUGGAAGAGUCAUUCCCUCUUCUUAGGGAAUUCUGGGAACUGUAGUUUCGGGAGGGAGGCCAGGGAUUCUUAGCACCCACCCUGACAAAACUACAACUCCCAAGAUUGUUUGGGGGAAGCCAAAGCAAUUAAAUUGAUAUUAGCUGAAAUACCAUUGUAUUUUUAGAUAUGCCUGAGGAAAAGAAGAUUGGGGGUGGGCCAUGAUUCAGAAAUAAAAUUCAGUGCCAAAAUGA
This is a messenger RNA of Hemicordylus capensis (graceful crag lizard), 1199 nucleotides long. RefSeq names its product trypsin-3-like. Gene Ontology annotation, biological process: proteolysis. The record is from RefSeq and is a predicted model, not a curated record. Gene Ontology annotation, molecular function: serine-type endopeptidase activity. The transcript is spliced from 5 exons. NCBI's taxonomy places the organism in Eukaryota, Metazoa, Chordata, Lepidosauria, Squamata, Cordylidae. Bases 82 to 807 code for a protein of 241 amino acids.